Molecule: messenger RNA, 2390 nt
Organism: Portunus trituberculatus (swimming crab)
Lineage: Eukaryota; Metazoa; Arthropoda; Malacostraca; Decapoda; Portunidae
Gene: Ttc26
Product: intraflagellar transport protein 56-like
Exons: 12
Coding region: 350-2035 (561 amino acids)
Biological process (GO): intraciliary anterograde transport; intraciliary transport involved in cilium assembly
Cellular component (GO): ciliary basal body; intraciliary transport particle B; ciliary base
Molecular function (GO): protein binding; intraciliary transport particle B binding
Source: RefSeq, a predicted model, not a curated record
UAAAAACACAAAACAUAAUCAGAAACUAUUUUGAAGCUUACAUCUUGGUAUUUUAGCUUUAUUUUAAGAGCUUUUUGCCUGCCUGACUCUCGUUACCAUGGCAACCUGAAGUAACAAACAUUCCUGGGCCGCGUGGGGGCGAGAGGAGCCAGGGAGCGCCAGGCCACUUCAAAGGAACCUGCCACUGCCACAAGCAAGACAUGUAGCCCUGGGGCGUGAGAGAGUAGAGUCUCCAGUGUUUGAGGGUGAGCAGUGAGCUGACACACCCCCUGCUGCCCCGCUGUGGGAGGCCAGGGUCUACCUUCAUCCUACAGGUGUUCCCCGCAGGGAGUCUCCACCAACACCCAAGAUGAUUCUGUCACGUGCAAAACCAGCUUUGGGUUCCAAUGCUGGCGCUCAAGUCAGCGCUGGCACUAACAAGAAGGCUUUGCCAAAACUUGAAGAUUUCCUCAAGAAGAGAGACUUUACAGGGGCAAUCACUCUGUUGGAGUUUCAACGUAACAGUGGUAAUGCCAAUGAGCAGACUGACCAGUGGAUUGGCUAUUGUGCCUUCCACCUCGGGGACUACAAGCGAGCGCUGGUGGAGUUCCAGAAGCUGACAGUGAACCACAAGAACCCAGCGCCAGAGAACUGGAUCAGCUUGGCCUGCUGCUACUUCUACUUGGGCAUGUACCCUGAGGCAGAGGAGGCAGCAGAGAAGGCCCCCAAGUCAGCACUGCGCACCCGCCUUUUCUUCCACCUGGCUCACAAAUUCAAUGAUGAGAAGAGGCUCAUGAUGCACCACCAGCAGCUGGAGGACGUGAUUGAGGAUCAGCUUAGUCUGGCCUCCAUUCACUACCUGCGCUCCCAUUACCAGGAGGCCAUCGAUAUAUACAAGCGCAUCCUGCUGGACAACAGAGAAUACCUGGCCCUCAAUGUCUACGUGGCACUGUGUUACUACAAGCUGGAUUACUAUGAUGUGUCCCAGGAGGUGCUUGCCGUCUACCUACAGCACUACCCUGACUCCCCCAUUGCCAUCAACCUCAAGGCCUGCAACCACUUCAGGCUCUACAAUGGAAAGGCAGCAGAGCAGGAACUUAGGGCAUUGCAGGAUGUCACAUCGUCACCACUCACCUUUGCCCAAGACCUGGUGCGCCACAACCUAGUGGUGUUUCGUGGGGGAGAGAGUGCCCUGCAGGUGCUACCGCCACUGGUGGACGUCAUUCCCGAGGCUCGACUCAACUUGGUCAUCUACUACCUCAAGCAGACUGGUUGUGCCCUGCAGGAUGAGGUGCAGGAGGCAUACACUCUCCUCAAGGACCUGGAGCCCACUGUACCCCAGGAGUACAUCCUCAAGGGAGUUGUCAACGCUGCCAUUGGACAGGAAACUGGAUCUAGGGAGAACCUGAAGAUUGCACAGCAGUAUUUCCAGCUGGUCGGUGGCAGCGCUUCUGAGUGUGACACCAUCCCCGGCAGGCAGUGCAUGGCCUCUUGCUUCUUCCUCCUCAAGCAGUUUGAUGAUGUCCUCCUCUACCUCAACUCCAUCAAGUCUUAUUUCUACAAUGACGACACCUUCAACUUUAACUACGCCCAGGCCAAGGCAGCAGUGGGGGAUUACAAGGAGGCUGAGGAAGUCUUUCUUUUAAUUCAAAAUGAGAAGAUCAAGAAUGACUAUGUGUUUCUAUCCUGGCUGGCAAGAUGUUACAUCAUGAACAGCAAGCCCAGACUGGCCUGGGAACUGUACCUCAAGAUGGAGACAUCAGCAGAGGCAUUCAGUCUGCUGCAACUGAUUGCCAAUGAUUGCUACAAGAUGGGCCAGUUCUAUUAUGCAGCACGGGCCUUCGACGUGCUGGAGAGGCUGGACCCCAACCCAGAGUAUUGGGAGGGCAAGCGUGGGGCAUGUGUGGGCAUGUUCCAGAUGAUCAUUGCUGGAAAAGAACCCAAGGACUCUCUGGGUGACAUCCUGCAGUUGCUGAGAAAUACAGCUAAUCCGCAGGUGGAGGGCAUCAUUAGGGUCAUCAAGAAGUGGGCCAAGGACAACCACAUCCCAGUGUAGCACCAGCAACUCCCAUUCUGUUCACUUUUCAACCAUGCACACAUUGAAUGAUGUAGCAUGUACUCAGCAGGAUAUGUAUACGUAUGUGUAUGUGUAAAGCAGCACAGCUAAUUAGUGGUUAGGAAGCUCAGGUGAGACUCAAGAGGAUUCAGCCUGAAAUCCCAAGUUAUGUGGAGACAGUUUCAAAUUGUCUCUUUCAGCACUACAGCCUCUGUUCACCAGGUGGUGUGGGACAUAGGCCAAAGGCUUGGCUUAUAGCCUGGCAAGGAUAGCAGUCCCACUCUCUUCUGUGUGUGUGUGUGUGUGUGUGUGUGUGUGUGUGUGUGUGUGUGUGUGUGUGUGUGUGUGUGUGUGU